AUGUUCAUUGCUGUCCUGUCAAACGGGAUUGGAGUAGAAGCCCAGGCACCAGCACACCUGACCAGGAUCCCCAUUGGUCUAAUCAACACCACCGCAGACUGCACCAAUAGAACAGUCGAGGGAAAAGUGAUUCGUAAAGGGCCACUGGUGAAACUAGUAUCUGAUAACUUCAUCCUGAAAGCUGUUAUCCAAGAACACGAUGCCACACUCAAUGACUUGUCUCAGAACCUCUCCAUCAAUGUCUUCCUGUUCGGAUCCCUGGCGAAGAGCUUCAGUGAAGUUGUCAGUGAGGGGGACGUGGUCUUGGCUUAUGGCUUCACUGUCGGCAAAUCUCCCACAGCUAAAAAGGACAAGCUUCAUCCCUGUAACCUGAUCUUGUCAGGAGACAACGCAGGCAUCUAUGUUACCAGGGUGAGCAAGGCUCCAAAGUACACGUAUGUGAAGCUGGAUGAUUUGAAGGAUGGGUCUGUUGUGAACAUUUAUGGUGUGGUGGUGUUCUUCAAACAGCCAUUUCAGAGUCAUGGCACAGAUUUCUGUUCCAGUCUGAAAAUCACUGACCAGUCCAAACAAAAUAUUGGAUGCACCAUCUUUUGUGAGAAGCUCGAGGACCAUCCCAUAAUCCUUCAGACUGGAGACAUUGUCCGCAUGCAUAGAGUCAAGGCUAAGUUGUUCAACAACUCGAUCACUCUGAUCAACACGUUUGGUUUCUCUGUGGUCACAUUCAAUGGAUCGGUGGGUGAACCUGUGGAGCCCUGGACUUGUAGCAAAUCCUUCCACUUGGACGAGGAGGACCGGCGGACUGUGGAGGAGCUACGAUCUUGGGCUGCCAGCCAAGGUCUACGCUCUUUAGUUUCUUCUGCAGUCCCUCUGUCUGACAUUCAGCCCAAAUCUUACUUUGACCUGACCUGCCAGCUGCUGGCCAAAGCUCCUAUCCAAAGCACCUGCACACUGCUGAGGGUGUGGGAUGGGACCAGGUGUCCCCACCCUCUGCUUGAAAUAAUCGUUGAGCCAGGUGUCACUGAAGGUCCAACCUCCUUCUCUAAGGCCAAAGAGAGUCUCAUCGCUAAUGUUCUUGUUUUUGACAACCACAUGAAUUUUGCCAAACAGCUGAAGCCUGGUGAUUUCCUGAGGAUCUACAACUUGCAUGCAAUCCCAGGGUCCAACAAAGUACCGGGCCUGACCAGCAGACAACCGGCAAAGAUGGAUCACCUGGCUUUUCAUCUUCACGGGGGAACGUCGUUUGGCAAAGGCAUCAGGAUUCUGCCAGAAAACUGUCCAGAUGUGCAAAAACUGAAGAGAGUUUUGGAAUUUUUACCUGAGGACCGGGAGCAGGAACUGAACGACUUGGAGCUAAUUGAGGUCUGGUGCACUCCGCCUGAGUCUUUGGAUGGAGAUGCAUUGGAGAGGAGCGGAGUGUGUACAGAGAGAAGCUGCAGCCACCAGAUGCAGCCGGUGAUGCUGUCCCAGCUGAAGCAAAACCAUCCAGAUGGACCUCACCAUGUCAGAGUCCAGCUCAGGUCGUACGAGCCCCGCAGGCACCACCAGGCUUUGAAACUCUUCUGUAGCAAGUGUUCAUCAAUUCAGGACGUUCCCGAUGAUGAGGUGGUGGCAGGUAUUUUUUCUGAGGCCUCUCGGCACUCUGAAUCCUGCAGUUCUCCACCGUGGCUCCAGUCAGGAUAUGUUUACCGCCCCGGAGGUUCCCUGGCAUCCUUGGAUCGAGCUCUGGGCGUUUACCUGUGCACCCAGCUAGUGGCUGAUGAAACAGCCAACGACCUGAUUUUCCUCCAUGGUUCCACCCUGGAAGAGACGUGUCGGUUAGCAGAAGGCUACCCAAACCUUGUUCCUGUGAUGUCAUCAGGAGGCCACCUGGCUCUGCUUGACCCAUCUGCACCUUUCCUGUUCCGAGGCAGAAGAAGAUACUACAGGUGUCAGCGGUGCUCCAAGGCCAUAUUGAGGAAGCCGAGCUUCGACAUGUUGGAGGAGAUUGACGAGAAGGUUAUUGCAGAAGCUCUUGGUGUUCAGCUGCUGCAGUUUGUCCUUCUGCUGAAACUGGAGCUGCAGGACUCGACGGACACAUUGAAUGUACUCCUGAUGAAACACACGGAGCUGUUCUUCAACGUGUUGGCGGAGGACGCGUCCACCAACGAGGAGGCUCAGAGCAGGGUCAGACAAAGCAUGGACAUCCUUUGUCCACCAGAGGGUAGCAUGGGUGAGCGUCCGUGGCUCGACCUGUGUCUGACGGCAUACAGAGCCGAAGAUGAUGGACAGAACCAAACCUGCUACCAGAUCUGCAACACGACCCUCCUCACACCUCUACCCAACAUGACCCCUCCUGAAGGAGUGUCUCAUAAAAGAGAAGAACCACGGUGUUCCUCUGAAAUUCACUCAGUAAAUAAUGUAAAUGUGAUGUGA
Molecule: messenger RNA, 2412 nt
Organism: Nematolebias whitei (Rio pearlfish)
Lineage: Eukaryota; Metazoa; Chordata; Actinopteri; Cyprinodontiformes; Rivulidae
Gene: pot1
Product: protection of telomeres 1 homolog
Exons: 18
Coding region: 1-2412 (803 amino acids)
Biological process (GO): regulation of telomere maintenance via telomerase; telomere capping
Cellular component (GO): nuclear telomere cap complex; chromosome, telomeric region
Molecular function (GO): telomerase inhibitor activity; G-rich strand telomeric DNA binding
Source: RefSeq, a predicted model, not a curated record